Molecule: messenger RNA, 1880 nt
Organism: Oryzias melastigma (Indian medaka)
Lineage: Eukaryota; Metazoa; Chordata; Actinopteri; Beloniformes; Adrianichthyidae
Gene: fbxo22
Product: F-box protein 22
Exons: 7
Coding region: 83-1246 (387 amino acids)
Biological process (GO): protein polyubiquitination; positive regulation of proteasomal ubiquitin-dependent protein catabolic process; regulation of skeletal muscle fiber development
Molecular function (GO): protein binding
Source: RefSeq, a predicted model, not a curated record
UUUUUCCCCCAGAAUAAAUGAUAAAUAAGCGCAAGUAAAAGUUAGCUGAGCAGCUGGAAAUCGAUCCACAUGAGAGUGAAACAUGACUGAAAAUCAAGAGCUAAAUGAGCCUUUACAGGACAGUAAGGCGACAUACGUACUUAGUAAUGUUGCUGAAGUGGUUGAGAGAAUCUUGAAUUUUGUACCGACAAAAUCGCUGUUCCGGAUGGCGAGUGUGUGCAGGUUGUGGAGGAACUGCGCUCGCAGAGUCCUCAGGACGCAGCAGCAGCUGGCAUGGGUGUCGGUCUGUGGACCUUCCACCACUGAGGCUCACUCCCUCUGCAGCACUCUGUCUGAAGAGGUGGAGAAAGUCUUUCUCCUGCCAAAAACAGUUCUGGCUAUGGUGGAUUCUGCUACAUUCAGCGGGCAAGUUUAUUGUUACAGACAAAACAAAGCAAAACGAAGUCGCCAAAGUCCAGACACAGUCGAAGAGUUGAACCUGCUUUUCCCCAAAGGCUGCGACAUCCUGGGUAUUACUGCACCGGGCAUAGUCUUGACUCCUACUGGCUCUUGCUCCAGCCCUCCCCAGGAGUACCAGGAUGGCGAGGCUGGCUUUGCCGUCAUGUUCCCCAGCACUGAGGGCGUCCAGAUCAAGCCCUUUCAUUUUUGUAAGAGGACCAUCUCUCCGACAGCCCUGAAGGAAGCAGGGUUAGUUGAUAACUCGGAGCUGCGUGUAGUGCUCAUAUUUUUCUACGAAGCUUAUAAAACUGGAGGAGCCCGGUUCCUGAAUCAGGUUCUGGAGCCUCUGGCAAAGUCUAAGGCUCUGAUCGCAGGAGGCAUUGUGGAGGGCGUCUUCUCUCCUCCCAGACAAUGCUGCAGUGAAGGUUCUUACGGCGCGGUGGGUCUGGCCCUGAGUGGCCCUAAAGUCCAGGGGGCGUCUGUACUUCUGGACCAAGACGUGAACAGCGCCAAAGCAGCGGAAGCCACCAUUCGCCGUUUAAGCGCAGCCAGGAUUCCAGAGAAAAACACCCUGGGGUUCAUGUUUGCUUGUGUCGGUAGAGGCCAAAACUACUAUAACAACCAGCCUAACGUGGAGGCCGACGCUUUUCGCAAGGUCUUCCCCAACACGCCGCUCUUCGGCCUCUUCGGCAACGGCGAGAUCGGCUGUGACCGUAUCAUUAAAGAUGAUUACACGCUGUGUGACACAGACAUGGACACCCUUCAGCACGAGUACACUACGGUCAUGACCCUGGUCCAUCUGGGCUGACUGGUUGAUAGAUCAGUUUAAAGUUGGAGGAAUUUGUUGUGUUUGCAGCAGAAAUGUAAAGAGCAUUUCUGUCUCUAUACAUAAUAAUAAUAAGAAUGGAGGAUAUCAAACCUUCAAAGCUGAGAGGUUCCCCUUUGGAGACAUUCUGGAGUGUAAAAUACUCUGAUCAUUUUUUUUUUUACAAAUGUAUCUGACAUUCAGUAUGCAUUGACAUGACUCCCUUCUCUUUGACGGUGAGUAUAUAUGUUGGCGUAUUUCUCAAGCAUGUGUAAAGGUUAUUGAUUCCGCAACGGCACUUUUAAUGUAAGUAAAAGAAAUGAGUAUCAGGGUAAACGUAUGCAUCUUUACAUUAACCACUUCUACUCUUUUGGGGGGGUACACCAUUCAGAAUGUACCAAGUGUUACAGCUGGGAUAGGCCCCAGCAACGUGGAAAUAAUUGAAAGGGAUGUUUCAAACAUGGUCCCAGUAAAAGAUGUCAGGCAAACUUCUCAUAAUUCGUGGUUUAGGUUGCAGGUGAAAGCUUUCCAGUGUACUUUGUCCACAUUCCAGAUUAUAACUUGCUGCUUAUAUUUAUGAAUGUUUGGGCUUGUUUAUCAUGUUGCUGUUGAUAAUAAACAUGUUUGGUUCAGAAAA